UCAUUCAAAGAGUGGACGAUUCAUUGGAGGACCGGACAUCGCUAUAUUGCUCAUGUGGUCUGCUCCGGUUUAUCCUAUAGUACAUAGGUCACUGCACCCUUCAAAUCAUUAAUUAACACGACUAGCAGCAGAUAUGGCUCAAGCGAAAAUUAACGCUAAAAUGAACGAUGCAUCUAAAGGCAAAUUCAGCCGAACGCUUUCGAUGGCGGACCGGUCCGGACGAUUACUGGAGAGUCUGGAUCAGAUUGAGACGAGGGUGGAGGCUCUUCGUGAGGAAGCCAGUGCUAUGGAGCAGGAGAGAGAGUGUUUAAUCGAGAUGAUCCAGUCCAUACGAAACAGUCAGGAACUGAGGAGCGUUUGUGACGGGGAAAGGGAAGAGCUCUCUCUGACCGCCUCUAGACUCCUGGGCAGGACAUUAACGGUGAGCAUUUCUGUGGACACGAUCCGAAACGAGCAGCAGGAAGAGGCCUUGAAGAAAGCCACGGCCAUCAUCGAUGAGAUCACUGGGAAGGUGCUGGAGGACAUGGAGGGGGCCAGAAAGCGUCUGCAGGCCCUCCACGCGGCGUGUGUGACCGACGCGCCUCCUGUGCCUCUGGAUCAGAAGUUUCAGAGCGUCGUGAUCAGCUGCGCCCUGGAGGACCAGAAGAAGAUCAAGAGGCGCCUCGAAACCCUCAUCAGGAACAUGGACAAUGCCCAGAAAACCAUUCAAAUCAUGGAUAACCAGAAAGUAGAUCAUUCCAGUCUUAGCAAUGGCAAAUAGAGGCUGAGGGACUGACGAGCGCCACACGUGCCUUUCCCUGACAGCACACAUACAUCACAGAGACGUCUGCAAGAUGUAUUUUUAGUGUUUGCUCAUCUGCUAUGUACUAUCUGCAAUUGCAGACCACUGUUAAAGGAUAGCACACGUACAUCUGCAUGACGUCUGUUAGAGAUCACUUGAUCUGGAAAGCAUCUGUGUACAGACGUCUGUAAGAUGUCAGUUUACAUUCAUUCUAAAUUACAAACAAAGACUUCUAAUAAACAUCUAUUUGACAUCUACAAGGAAAUGUCCUAUAGACAUAUUGCAGAUGAACAAACACCAAAUAAUACGUCUUGCAGACAUCAAGUAGACGUCUUCGUGAUGCGUGUGUGAUAUCAGGGACAUAACUGAUAAAUAUGACCCUGGACCACAAUCAUAAGGGUCAAUUGUUUUGACCAUCAUCUGAAUAAAUAAGCUUGCCAUUGAUGUAUGAAUUGUUAGAGCUGAAAUGCAACUAUUUCUAAUUAUAAAUUUGGCCAAAUGAAGUUCUUAGCAAAUAUAUUUUUUCUCUAUUUAUGGUAGUAAAUGUACAAAAUAUCUUCAUGAAACAUGAUCAUUACAUAAUAUCCUUAUGAUUUUUGGUACAAAAGAAAAAUCUAUAAUUUUGAUCCACGCAAUAUAUUUUUGGCUAUUGCUACAAAUAUAACCGUGCUCCAGGUUUUGUGGUCCAGGGUCACAAAUAGAUUUGUAGUUUUUAUUACCACUGAUAGCAUCUUGGUCUUAUGCAUAUCCCUAUUUAUUUAGCUUUUACCUUCGGUGCUUUUCCCUUACAGAAAAAAUAAUAAUGAUCACAAACCACUAACAUUGUGUUUUUGAUUUAUUAACUAAUAUGAAAAUGCUAAAUCACUGUCAUUCUGUUGGGAUCUACUAGCAUUCCCGCUGGAAGGCCCAUGAAUAUGGUUUUCCUGGCGUGUGAGCGUUUAUUUUUAGAGCAGCUACACGUGGUUUUCUCGCUUGCUCUGUACAUUCUAGCGAGAGCGUUGGGCUCAGCUUGCUGGGAAUCUCACAUUCGGCCGUCAGGUUCAUCUCUACAGUGAAGAACAACCACAGACUGGUGCAGCAGGAGGAAACACUACAGAGAAACACUACCUGACUUUGAUAAUACUGCUGUUUGGAUUCCUAAUCACUUUUGAAAUGGCUCUUAAAAUGAGAAAGAAUACCUUUAGUUUACACAUUUUCAGUUGUUUGAGAUUUUAAAAAAUAGAGAGAGAGAGAGAGAAUAGGCCAUUUCUGCCUCAUUAAUUAUAUUAAAGUGCAAAAUAAUAUGCUCAGUAGAAAUGCACAGGUUUUCUAGUUUAUAGAUUCUCCAUUUCAAGACAAUGUGAAGUUCAUAACUGUAUAAUAAGUCAUUUGACAAUUUAAUUAAAAUCUAAACCUUGUGUUACAGUGAUUAUAUGGCAAUGAAGGGCUGUUGUAGGGCACAUUGCUUUUGUAAAUCAGUCACAAAAGCUUUAUGACAGAAGAUGCCAAUAUUAAAUUAUAUAUAUAUUAUUAAUAUUAGGUUUAAGUGUGAGUAGGCAGUUUACAGUUGCCAGAACUAUCUAAAGUCACAGUCUAGGUUUUCUUUGGCACUGUGGAUUAUGUUUUUUUGUUUUUUAAGUAUUCACAUUGUUUUGUAAUCAUGCAUGUAUAAGGUUGUCACAGUAUGAUAAAAAAAGUACCACGAAAAUAAAACAACUACUUCUUUA
This is a messenger RNA of Carassius gibelio (silver crucian carp), 2487 nucleotides long. It is a transcript of the gene bag2, whose product is annotated as BCL2 associated athanogene 2. The record is from RefSeq and is a predicted model, not a curated record. Gene Ontology annotation, molecular function: protein-folding chaperone binding; adenyl-nucleotide exchange factor activity. The transcript is spliced from 3 exons. The coding region runs from base 134 to 760 and encodes 208 amino acids. Gene Ontology annotation, biological process: protein stabilization. Lineage: Eukaryota; Metazoa; Chordata; Actinopteri; Cypriniformes; Cyprinidae.